AUGGAACAAGCAGGGGUUGACCUGAUUGAGUACGGCAGGAAGGAGAGCGGAAUAUGGCAAUUGGAAUCUCGGCUGGCGGACAUGGCGUUCUGGUACGGUAAAACACCCUCGGACUGGACACUGAAGACCCAGAUUGUCGACCUUGAAGAGUGGCCCGACGAAGUCAGACCAGAGGCCAUGCCGGGUGACUUCCCAAAUGAUUCGUACAGACCAACGACGAUCUUCUGGGAUCCUCAGAUGUUCGAGCAUGUCUGGGGCUCUUGGCGUAAGGUCAGUGAAAUCGAAGUCAUGUGGCACCUCCACCCUAGUGCGCAAGAGCAAGAAGACCAGGCUUGGAAGCAUGAGCUCGAUAUCUCGCGACUACUUUUAGCCGCUCAAGAUGAUGCCUUUCAGGCUGUAUUUCGCCGCGACCUCCGGCUACCUGGGCACAGCGCGCGACGGUGCAGGCGGUCCAGCAUGCCGAACAGACUAACCGCGGCUUUACGAUAUGCAUUUAUUUUGGGCGGCUGGACAUAUCACAAAUGCAUAGUGCCCGGACGUCGACGCGCUGACCUUUUUCAUCCGCGCGGCGGGUACUCUGACUGUUUCGCCGAGCACAUGGAGCGUCCACAGGAGAUUCCGGAUGCCAUCGAUGGCAUCGUGAACGGCUUUCGCAUGGAUCGCCUUGCUGGUACUCUGACUCUUGCUCCUAGGUUUCGAUCAAGUCACAAGCCAUUAGCGAACGGAUUAAGCAUGGGGUACUCGUUGCUCUGCUAG
Molecule: messenger RNA, 756 nt
Organism: Recurvomyces mirabilis
Lineage: Eukaryota; Fungi; Ascomycota; Dothideomycetes; Mycosphaerellales; Teratosphaeriaceae
Exons: 2
Coding region: 1-756 (251 amino acids)
Source: RefSeq, a predicted model, not a curated record